AUGAAACCGUCGAAUCACGCACGUCAAGUGGCCAUGCGCUUUCUGAAUGCUUCGGACUCGUCUGAGAAACAACAUCCGACAAAAUCGACUCAACAUUGUCUAUCCCCUACUGAUCCUAGUGAAGAUUCCAUAUCCAGUGCCAUGGCAUCACCUGUACUGACUAGCAAGUCGGUACCUGUUACAUCGCCUAAUCUAGCCAAAAGCUCACUUCCAGGUCUACAAUUUGCCAUAUCCGCACAACGUGCACCAAGUCGUGAGCUUCGGCUCCCGUCGUUCUCGAGUGCUUUGUAUGAGCAAGAAAAUGACACACCUGCAGUUAGCAGUGCCGAUGAAGGAGAGGUCGACCGAUUGACAAUGGAUAAGACGUCAGCUCAAAGACGGAAAAAGGGAACACGUCGAGGAACGCUUCAUCCGGAAGCCAAGAAUGUACUGAAGGCUUGGAUGUUUUCACCGGAACAUUUUGCUCACCCCUAUCCAAGUGAAGAAGAGAAGGAAGAAUUGGCUACGGAAGCUGGUAUUGAAGUGAAGCAGCUCUCAAACUGGUUUACAAACGCUCGGAAGCGGCUAUGGCAGCCUGUUUUGCGACAAUCGGGGGUUGAAGUCAAGAAUUUUCUAUCAACGGGACGAGGUGGUCCGCGUGGCAAUAAAUUGGAUGUACCAGCUAAUCUGCAUCAGCUGGUAUCACCAUCACCUGUACCCAGUCCACCAAGUUCGCCUCGUAAACGCUCGUGGUCAGCUAGUUCGUCGCUUUCCACGGUUUCUACCACAUCUCCACUGGAUGAAACGAAGCACAAAAAAAACUUUGCCACGCGCAAACGUUCGAAAUUGACCACUGCUUCGUGGGACAAGGAUCGCCUUCCACAACUUUACGACUUGGAGCUGCUUGCAGCGACGUCACUACUCAAGCUGCACCACUUGAACCAGUCGAUAGUUGAAGCGGAAGUACAGCUAAUAGAUGAACAGUAUUUUCAGCACUUACUAAGAUGA
This is a messenger RNA of Peronospora farinosa, 987 nucleotides long. NCBI's taxonomy places the organism in Eukaryota, Oomycota, Peronosporomycetes, Peronosporales, Peronosporaceae. The record is from the annotation of a GenBank genome assembly.